Messenger RNA from Pseudophryne corroboree (corroboree frog), 936 nucleotides. RefSeq names its product olfactory receptor 10A7-like. The coding region runs from base 1 to 936 and encodes 311 amino acids. The transcript has a single exon. The record is from RefSeq and is a predicted model, not a curated record. Lineage: Eukaryota; Metazoa; Chordata; Amphibia; Anura; Myobatrachidae. Gene Ontology annotation, biological process: G protein-coupled receptor signaling pathway. Gene Ontology annotation, cellular component: membrane. Gene Ontology annotation, molecular function: olfactory receptor activity; G protein-coupled receptor activity.
AUGGUGGAAACAAACAAAACUGUGGUAAAAGAAUUUAUUUUGUUGGCUUUUGCUGAUUUGCACCAAUUUCAGAAUUUACUUAUCUUUGUAUUUCUACUGGCUUACAUUAUAUGUGUCAUUGGGAACAUGGCUAUUAUUGUUCUUGUUAGAGUGGAACCGUCUCUUCAUACUGUAAUGUAUUUUUUUGUUAGUGUUUUCUCUGUUUUAGAAAUGAUAUUUGUUUCUACAAUUGUCCCAAAACUUUUAGCCAAUCUAAUUGCAGGUAAUAAUAUUAUUUCUUUCAUUGAAUGCUUUACUCAAAUGUAUGUUUUCAUUUCCUCUGGAUCAACUGAAUGCUAUCUUCUUGCAGUAAUGGUCUUUGACCGACAUAUGGCUAUUAAUAAUCCUUUACACUACUCAGCUAUAAUGACACCUGAUUUUUGUAUUAAAUUGGCUGCUCUACCAUGGAUCAUGGGAUUUGGCAUAAUUUUAGUCCCCGUUGUAAUCACAGCAUGUUUGGAAUUCUGUGGUCCCAAUAUGAUCAACCACUUCUUCUGUGACCUGGCUCCAGUGCAGGAAUUAUCAUGCUCUGAUCCCUUCAUUAGCAACAUAUCUACAAUUAUAGUCACAAUAGUAAUUGUUAUUAUUCCUUUUAAUAUAAUUCUAGGACUCUAUAUUCGUAUAAUAAUAACUGUUUCAAAGAUCAAAAGUAACAAAGGAAAACAGAAAGCAUUUUCCACAUGUUCAUCUCAUCUCAUAGUAGCUGCCCUAUUUUAUGGCACCGCCAUCAUUGUGUAUGCCAAACCUAAGGGAAAUCGCUAUGACAAAUAUCUUGCUUUUAUGUACACAGCAUUCACACCUAUGAUUAACCCUUUUAUUUAUACCUUUAGGAACAGGGAUGUCAAGAAGGCUUUCAGGAUUUCAAUAAAUAACAUAAUAAAAACAGCUCCAUUAUAA